AUGGACACUGAUACUAGUAAGCCGAGUAAGAAGUCUUCUAGUUCCAUCUUGAAAUCUGAACCGAGUACCAGCGCACCAAAGGAAAAGGCUCUAAAGUCUCCGGGAUUCAUAACUGAACAAGUUCUUGUCGGUCUGCUAAAUGACGUGUUUUCAUCAUGUGUAUUUAAAUCGGUGCCAAGAAUAGACAGUGAUCCUGUUAAACUGGCACAUGUUAAGAGCAGUAAGAAGCCACUGCAUUACAUGAUUGCCCUAAAGUGGUCAAAGGCUAAAGUUUCAAUACAGGCGAUAUCACACACAUUUAACGUUUUCGACAAACAAUAUACACUGUCACAAGAUGACGCAAGUGUAUAUGGGCACAAAGGAUCACUGAUUUCAAUUGGACUGCUUAAUGGGCUCCAACUGAGUCUAAAGGAGCCGUGCGACUCGGCGAAGAUUCCGAUCUCGGUCGUUAAGCACUACAUCAACAAGGAGAUAAACAGGGGAGGCUACUGGGCGUACAUGUGUAGUCCAGUAUUCCUGAACCCGAAGCAGAAAAUACACCAGGACGACCAGAAGGAUAGAAUUGCUAAGCUGGUCAAGCUGUCGUCUGAGCAGCUCGAAGUGAUCACUCCGACGACCAUCCUGGCGCUGCUGUGGUCGAUCUACUACACGAACUCGCACGAGCGGCUGAACAUGCUCUGCGGCCUCCUCUGCAACGAGUUCCUGAACAACCACGAAGACGACGUGCAGGGGCUCGUCUACCUCUUCUUCCUAGCCCAGAGGAUGAGCGUCAUCCCGAGGGAGAGGCUCGAGCAGCUGGUGACGGCGAAGUUCAACAGCAUGGCGACCCUGGAGCUGCUGACGGUCCAGGACGUGGUGGUGCUGGCGAACGUGCUGGAGCACUCAGAUUCGAGCUCGAUAAUGGCCCAGAAGAUAGCGACGACGCUGCACUACCACGUAGAGGACAUGGCCAAGGAGUGCGUGGUGUAUUUGCUGCGCGGGCUGGUCAGGCUCAACUUCAACUUCGCCCACAACGACCUGUUCACGAAGAAGCUCAUGUCGAGGGCCGUGAGCGUGUACGACGACAUAGAGUCUGGGGAACUGCUGCGCGUGCUCUUCGCGACGCUCGCGGUGGUGCCGCACGACGUGGUGAGCUACUUCAACGAGCUGAUUUCGAAGACGCUGACCCGACUCCACAAGCUCACUGCUAGCCAGAUCGCCAGGAUAGGCUGCUGCUACGCCACAGCUGUGAACACGAGUGAGAUUCUGAGAACGAUAGCGAGCCUGAUUGCACAACUUAGGCAGGCCCUGAGUGGAAAGUCGCGGAACAAGUCAAGCCACAUUUACCACUGCCUAGAAAGGCACUUCAGAGUCAGCUCGGCCAACUAUAGGCCUUCGGAGAAGCACCUGCUGCACAUGAUCCACGAGUCAGUGGUCUACAAAUCCGGCUUCCAGUUCUCCAAGGACCUGAUUAAAAAGGGCUUAGACUACGGGGACAAUUUGUCGUACGCGUUUUCUCUGAUCGCCGACUUGGCCAGCAGCAUUAACUCAGGCAGAAGGAACAACGUGAAGGAGCUGGAGGAGCAGGCGAACAACCCGGCCUAUAGCAACAGCUAUCGCAUGUUCUUCCUGAACCUGAUUGACGACUGCUGCAACAACAGCCACCUCUAUGACACUGCCCUCAUGGACGAAGUUAUAUUUUCACUACUGACGCUGAAGAUAGACAUCGGUCCAAUAAACGAGGCGAUGCUCAUGACCACGGGGGAAGCCGUGAAAAACACAAGUGGCAUCAUUCAAAUCCACAUGGUUCAAUACGCGAAUGAAAUGAUCAACCAGUAUUCAAUGGCCAGAAAUGUGAUGCUAUGGAGUCGAGCAAAGAGCGGUGGAGACGGAAAAUUAGUAGUUUCAGGGGUGGAGAUCAACGACGAGUGCCUGUACCUGCUGGGCAGAGACAGGACGAAACUCAGUGAGCCACCCGUGGCCUCAGCGCCUAGUGCGACUGCUGCUGCUACCACAACUGCUGAUAAGAGUGGAAGUGGCGGCAGCACAGUUGCCAGCAGUGGCACCAGUAAUAUCAGCAACACUGCUCCUAGUGGGACCAACAGCAGUGCCAAGGGCAGAGCCAUUACUAGGACCAGCAAAGCAUCCAGCAACGGUGAUUCAGAAUCCAAAAGGCAUUCUAGGCCUGAGACGAAAGAGACAACAGGCAAUGCGAAUCAGCAAACUGCCACCGGAAGUUCUAAGAACGAGGGUGAUCCUGCCGUCAAUGGCAUUAGUGGCACCAGCAGUGGCGUAACAACAAAAGCAGAAUCUGGAAUUACAGGGGAAUCAUCAGAAGUAUUGGCCUCAGAGGCCAUCAUCUGUGGUAAGGGAGACGGUGUGCAGACGGCCAGGGAGGAGGACCUUCAGAACCUGGUGAAGAUAUUGAUGGGACUGCCGAAAUCAGCACAGCUCGGUAUGUUUAUAUUCGAGUAUCCAUGGCACAAAUCCCCUGGCUGUUAUGUGUGUGCUCUUUUGUUAAAUGGUCAGGGCACAGUUGAGGUGAAAGCGCACUGA
Messenger RNA from Theileria orientalis strain Shintoku, 2535 nucleotides. RefSeq lists its product as hypothetical. The transcript has 7 exons. NCBI's taxonomy places the organism in Eukaryota, Apicomplexa, Aconoidasida, Piroplasmida, Theileriidae. The record is from RefSeq and is a predicted model, not a curated record. The coding region runs from base 1 to 2535 and encodes 844 amino acids.